AUGGUGGAUCUUUACGGUGCAGAUAAAGGCAAUAUUUCAUUACCUCCGAGACUUCAAUCACCCGAAGUCCAUGAUGAAGAAACCGAUGACUCAAAAGAAGUCAUGAUCUUAAAUAUGCAAACAGCAUUUUACCAAAUACGUAUUGCAGAUAUUUUAAAACGAAUUGAAAGGCUUCAAAACCGAAAUACAGAGAUUGAGGAUUCCUGCAUCGCAGAGAAACUUUAUCGGUCACAAGUUGAUAUUAAUACAGCAAAUCAGAUAGCUGAACUGAACCGACAAAUCUACAGUGAAGUGGAAAAAUUAACAGAACAGAAAAAACGGAUCCGAAUGAUUCAGGAUUGGAUAGUCGAAGAAAAGGAGGCACAUCUUAAAAAUGUGGAAUAUGCAAAUGAAAAAUAUGAGAGGACACGACUGGAAAUUACAACAAAAAUCAAUGUCUUGAGUAAUAUAUACUCUAAAAUCAAUACCCUGGAGGAGUACAAAGAGGCGAAAACCGAUUUGCGUAACAAAUUGAUUGCCGGCAAUAAUCUCAUUGCUCAGAGAGAGAAGGAUGUUGAACAACGCUGUGAGCAGAUAGACCGAAAAUUUAAAAUUGGCAGAGAAAAACUGAAGAAUGAAAUGUACGCGCGCCUCCGAGGAUUAGCUGGAACGUUUCAAAUAGAAGUUGCUACAUCUAUAGCUGAACCAAUUCAUCGAUUGAUGCGUGAAAACGUUUUCCUUAAAAACGAACUGUUAGAUGUUGUCAGAGAAUCUGUACAGAAAAAAGAAAAGAUGAAGGAAAAUAAUCAGACGGAUGAAACAAAGACGCGAGAUUGUGCAGUAUCGAGGAAGAGUACAGUAGAAUACCUCAUCAAAUCAAAGAUUCAAGGGCAUCUCUUGAAUACAACAGACAGCGAGUGA
This is a messenger RNA of Neodiprion fabricii, 900 nucleotides long. RefSeq lists its product as uncharacterized. Lineage: Eukaryota; Metazoa; Arthropoda; Insecta; Hymenoptera; Diprionidae. Bases 1 to 900 code for a protein of 299 amino acids. Gene Ontology annotation, cellular component: cilium; ciliary basal body. The transcript is spliced from 6 exons. Gene Ontology annotation, molecular function: microtubule binding. The record is from RefSeq and is a predicted model, not a curated record.